AUGAAAAGCCUCACUCUCCAGCAGGAACAAGCAAAAAGUGAAGAAGCAUUUCGAAUUGGAGACAGAGUUGUAGUAGACAGAAUAUACACAGGCACUGUUAGAUACGUAGGGCGCGUGGGCACCAAGAAACACAGCACCUUGGGCGUAGAGCUGGACACAUCCAAUGGAGAGAACAAUGGAAGCAGAGCAGGGCGCGUGUAUUUUGAGUGCAAACCGAGACACGGCGUGUUCAGAGAGUACAGAGACGUGCGGCCGUACAAAACACAGGACUACAACCAGACGGGGAUAAUAAACACAACAGAAGUGGAGGAAAUACCGCACAACAGCAAGGCAGUCUCUGAGCUCAUCAACGAGAACAUGGAAAUACAAAGAGAGCUGGAAGUGAUGGUGAAAGAAAAUAAAAAGCUGAAAGAAGAGCUGAAAGAGGAAAAAGAGAAAAGAAAAAGUCUGGAGGAGAAAAUAGAGAAAAUAGAAAGUAGAGAGGGUCUUAGGGAAAAGAGAAGAACAGAAGGAGUAGAUAACAGCUCAGUGAUUAUCGGUAUAGUCUCGGAGAUAGUAAGCAGUAUAAAAGAGAAGAUAGAAACAGAAAAUAGGAUAUUCCAGUGUAAAUAA
Nematocida minor is the source of this 612-nucleotide messenger RNA. RefSeq lists its product as uncharacterized. The record is from RefSeq and is a predicted model, not a curated record. Bases 1 to 612 code for a protein of 203 amino acids. The transcript has a single exon. Lineage: Eukaryota; Fungi; Microsporidia.